AUGGAGAACGCGCCUUUAACUCUCGCGCAUUCCCAUGCCCGCAACGCCGCUCUCGAAACGCGGAAGGCCAACGCCGUCGUAGCCAGUCAAGAGCAUGAUCUAGCUGCUGCUGAGUUCGCAAAAGCCACGAGAGGCACUGAGGAUACUGAAGCACUCCGUACCCUGCGACUCCUGGAAGAUCACCAUCGUCGCUUGUCUCAGAUAAUAAAGGCACCCUCCACUACGACUUUCUUCAGCGAGAAGCAAGAGGAAGGCUCAGAGAAAUCUUCCACAACGCCCGCUGAGCAGCAAGCUGUCGGCGCGCGCCCGUUGUCCCCAACCCGCACGGCAAAGCCUUCAUCUCCUGUUUCAACCCGUCGAAGGCCCGCAAGAGACCUUCAGUCCUCUAUCGCCAGUAAUCUAGCUACCGCAAGAGGCAUACCAGGGUCUCAACAGCGACGAGGAACGCCAUCAUUGCCCGCCGUAUCCGCCCAACAUGUUGGCGGCAGGCUCUCCACUCGCCCCGAUAAGGCCGGUCCAUCAGAGGAGCAAACAUCGUCCAAGGAGCCCUCCCAACGCCCCCUCCGACCGACCUCCGAAGCCCUCGCCGCGCUCAAGCAACCCUCCACCAAGCAGCCCGCCUCCACCAUCAACCCACCGCCUCCAACCUCCACAGACGAGCCGUUCCAAAAAUUCUUCUCGACCUUCGAAUCCCUCUUCACCAAGCUCUCCGCACCCCUCGCCUUCGCCGGCCUCCCCCUAGACGCCUCAACCCCGUCCGUGGCCCCCUCCGCCCCCUCCCCCACCACCCCAGCCGCCGUCCCCGCAGCCUCCACCCCCCAUACCCGCGCAACAACCGACCCGGAAUACUCCCAACUCUUCUCCCGCGCCGCCCUCCGCGCCCUCCGCGAAGACAAACACAACACGCACGGCACGCCCUUCGGCGGCGCCGAGAGUUUCUACCUGGUCCCCACGAGCGGGGGGACGGUGAGCUACGCCGACAUCCUCGCGCAGCACCACCACCACGGCCACGCACUCCCGCAUCCGCCGCUGCCCGGCGUGCCCGAGGAAAGCGGCUCAGGCAACAUGGACGAGUUCGUCGACGCGCGCGAGGAUCCACAGACGCCCGACUCGCCGCGCUCGGUGCGAGCAGGCCCCGCCAAGACCGCAACCGCAACCGCAGCAACGGCUACCGCGAAACAGGAGCAGCAUGUCGCCCGCAAGACGCGCGAGGAGCUCGAGCUCGAAAACGGCGCCCUGCGCCAGCUGCUCGAUACGCAGAGCCGACGUCUCGCGAUGUGGGAAGCCAGUUCGCAGAGCCAGAGCAUGGCGCUGGCACAGAGCGUGCACAGGCUGCCGCACCCUCACGGCGGUGGGGGUGGGCCGCCCUACCCCACCUCCCCAGCAUCCUCGCGCCGUCCCUCGCUCGCCCCGCCCGCCGACGCCGCCGACGCCUCCGCCCCCACAGUGGCGGCAGUAGAACCUACCACAAUAGCCCUGCGCGACCUCGAAGACCGCCUCCGCAUCUCCCAAGCCGAGACCGCGCAGCUGGCGCGCGAGAACGAGAAGCUGCAGACUGUGCUGGGCCGGUAUCGCGAGAAGUGGGAGGUGCUGAAGCAGGGGGCCAAGGAGAGACGGAGCGCGAGGAUCGCGGGGGGGGAGGGGGGAGGGAUGGCUGGGAAGGGUGGGGGCGGUGGAGGUGAUGUGGGCGGGGAUGGCGCGGGUGAUGGGCUCGCGGUGGAGGGGAGGGGGCUUGAUCAGUUGAGUUGA
This is a messenger RNA of Coniosporium apollinis CBS 100218, 1749 nucleotides long. RefSeq lists its product as uncharacterized. Lineage: Eukaryota; Fungi; Ascomycota; Dothideomycetes. The record is from RefSeq and is a predicted model, not a curated record. The transcript is spliced from 3 exons. Bases 1 to 1749 code for a protein of 582 amino acids.